This is a messenger RNA of Tachysurus vachellii, 2615 nucleotides long. It is a transcript of the gene ficd, whose product is annotated as FIC domain protein adenylyltransferase. The transcript is spliced from 3 exons. The record is from RefSeq and is a predicted model, not a curated record. Bases 157 to 1506 code for a protein of 449 amino acids. Gene Ontology annotation, molecular function: protein binding. Lineage: Eukaryota; Metazoa; Chordata; Actinopteri; Siluriformes; Bagridae.
UUGGCGUUUAAAGCUACGUCAGAUUUUCGGAAGAGGACAGCUGUGCUAGAGAGACGUAGCCGAGGCUAAAACGGACAGAACGGUUUUAUAAACAUUUUUCACCUUAAUGGAAAGAAUGCUGGACUUGAGGCUCGGUAAAGCAGGACACCUAGACUGAUGGCAGCUAUAACUGUGUUGCGUCACGUCAGCGCUAGUCCUCUGCUAUGGGGAUGGGGGCCUGUACUCUUCGUCCUGUUGGGCUCAGUGUUGGUUCUGCUGCUGCCUCUGGUGGGUGUAGAGGAGAAUUGCUGUACAAAAUUGAGAGGCAUCGCCCUCUUGCGCUGCCAUCUGUGGGGCGACAACCAUCGUGCAGUGGGGCACUCGACCAGCCUCACUGUACCCUACACUGCACUUGAGCUCCUGCCUCAAAAGCCCAAGCCCAGUAAAGAUUCACAGUUGGAAUCAAAGGCAGCUCUUCUUCUGGCCCUGGAGAUGAAGAAACAAGGGAAAAGGGAGAAGGCGCACAAACUUCUUGUUCACUCGCUCAACAUGAACCCAGGUUUUGUGGAUGCCCUGACCGAGCUAGGUACCCUCCUAGAGGAGGAGAAGGACGUGGUCCAGGCUGAGCACCUGUACAGGAAAGCGCUUGCCAUUUCACCCUGUCACCAGAGGGCACUGGUGAGCCGUGAUCGUACUCUCCCUCUAGUGGAGGAAAUUGACCAGCGUCACUUUGGCAUUAUCGAUGCCAAAGUGCAACGUCUCAUCUCCAUCCCAAAAGGCAAUUCUGCUCUUCGCAGGGUCAUGGAGGAGACUUAUUACCACCAUAUUUACCAUACCGUGGCCAUCGAGGGCAACACACUGACUCUGUCUGAGAUCCGCCACAUCAUUGAGACCCACUACGCUGUACCAGGGAGGAGCCUCCACGAGCAGAACGAAGCUGUUGGUGUUGAUGCCGCCAUGAAGUACAUCAACAACACACUACUUUCACGCCCUGAUGCCAUCACCAUCAAUGAUAUCCUGGAGAUCCACCGACGAGUGCUGGGAUACACAGAUCCAGUGGAAGGGGGGCGAUUCAGGGUCAGCCAAGUGUUUGUAGGCCACCACAUACCACCUCAUCCGAGCGAGGUGGAGCGGCACAUGGAGGAGCUAAUACAUUGGCUUAAUUCAGAUGAAGCGCUGCACCUUCACCCAGUGGAAUUUGCUGCUCUGGCGCACUAUAAAAUGGUCUAUAUACACCCAUUCUUAGAUGGGAACGGAAGGACCUCAAGGCUUCUGAUGAACUUAGUGCUGAUGCAGGCAAAUUACCCACCAAUCACCAUCCGGAAAGAGCAAAGGGCAGAGUAUUACACCGCCUUGGACACAGCUAACGAGGGUGACGUUCGCCCGUUCAUCCGUUUUAUUGCCAAGUGUACGGAGAUCACUCUGGACACACUGCUCAUAGCUACCACUGAAAAUGCAGUGGGUUUGCCUGAUGAUAGCAAUCAAGCUUGUCCUGACUGCAAACAGACUAUAUCGGUGCAUAACUAAUGUGAUCUGCAACUCAAUCAUGUCAUAAUUACCACUGGUCACUUUUGGACCCUCGGUCUUCUCGAUAGUCAUCAUUAUUACAUUGCUUUAGCAAGACUGGCCUUUACAAUUAAUGGAGAUCCAACAAAUCAAUCACACACUUGAUUCCUCUGAGUAGAGAAACUAUUUAAUCAGUCAGCUGUGUUAGUGUUCAAUUCAUCUCCAAUCCAAACACCAUUCUGAGCCAGGAUCAUGCUGCCAUUUUAGAAUUCCAUGAUCAUGGAUCAUGUUGGAGACUGUCAAAUGUUGCAUAAUUUUGUUACAAUAGUAUGAAAUUUGCUGGUAGUUUAGUUUGGAUUUUCUGAUUUUGUUUGAUCUUUUGUUUUUUCUAUAAGAGAAUUCCUUUGAUCUUGGGAGCAAAUCAUAUAUCAUAUCGAUUAUAUACAACUGGUCUGAUUGUAGAACUCUGAUUUAUUGCUUCUCUCACAUUCAGUCUGUUUUCCCCAUUUUGUCGUUUCAUGUUAGUUUGAUAUUCAUAGCGUCUACAUUUUAUUGAUUUUUAUUUUAUUAUGAUAGUGGACCAUUAGAUUGGGAAUGCAUAAAAAUCAGUUAACAUCAGUGUUCUUGAUAAUGGAGUUGUCUUUUUUGACUAGUGCUAGCAAUCGUUUAUGCUAACACAAACAUUUUAAAAGUUAGCUAUUCAGCAGUGUUUACCAGAAUUUUUCCUUGUAUGUUAUUCCCUUUGUUUUAUUGUUUAAUUAAAAAAAGUUUUACAUUCUUAACUAAUUCUGCUAAAUUCAAGUGUGAGGUCAUUAUUUUAGCAAUCACCAUCUUAUUUUUUUUAUUUAUUUAUUUUUGCUACUACAGAGUCAAAGUUCAUAUGCUAGUUUCCUCAUUGUGUGCAAUUUCAACAUAAAGACCUGGGUUUUUGCUUUGUUUGCUCAUAAGGUUACGUUUAGUUCUAUAGACAAUAUUAACCACAUUACCACUUUGUGCCUCAUGUUGAAGGUUUGCACCAAGAAGCACUUUAUAUUUCUGAGCUGAUGUUAUAACUUAUUUAUUUUGCUGACUUGUGAAGUUAUUUUCUGAGCGUGUGUGGAAAAAAAAAACGAAUUAAAUUAUUGAGAUCA